Messenger RNA from Cannabis sativa, 4284 nucleotides. RefSeq lists its product as uncharacterized. The record is from RefSeq and is a predicted model, not a curated record. Gene Ontology annotation, molecular function: nucleic acid binding. Bases 1 to 4218 code for a protein of 1405 amino acids. The transcript has a single exon. Gene Ontology annotation, biological process: DNA integration. NCBI's taxonomy places the organism in Eukaryota, Viridiplantae, Streptophyta, Magnoliopsida, Rosales, Cannabaceae.
AUGAUUCAAUCUAUGCAUACUGGAAAAUUUUUGAAAUUACAAGGGCAAGAGGCUUGGGAAGCUCUUGAAGAAUUAUCUGUUAAUUCACAACAAUGGAAUUAUUCUGAGCCUAGGUCUAGAGCAAAUAAUUCACCUAAAAGAGGAGGGAAAUAUGAAAUUAAAGAAGAAACUGAUUUGAGAACAUCUUUUGAAAAAUUAGCAAGAAAAGUAGAAGCCUUAGUCAUAAGUCAAACUAUGAAUUCUCAUGUUCAACCUAAAAAAGAGGUUUUUGCUAGUGCUUGUCAUAAUGAUCAAUCAUGUCCUUCUUUUCUUGAAACAUUUUCCGAAGAGGCUAAUGCAUUACAUUCAUAUGGUAAACCAAAUGAUAGCCCAUUUUCUAACACAUACAAUCCUAAUUGGAGAAACCAUCCAAAUUUUUCAUGGAGACAAAACCAACCACAAAUGAACCAAGGAAACCAAUUCAACAUGCCAAAUCCGAAUCAUGCCCAACCAAGUCAACCUUACCCUCCACAAAGAAAGCCUUCCUUAGAAGACACUUUACAACAAUUCAUGCAAUCCACCCAACAAAUCAUGCAAAAUCAGUCUCAAUCCAUUGCCAAACUUGAGACACAAUUGGGUCAACUUGCCAAUGCCGUAACUGAGAGAGAAAAAGGGAGAUUUCCUAGCCAACCCAUCCCAAAUCCUAAAGGCCAAUAUGAAGUAGGAGUCCCAAGUCAUAAAGAAGAAGCCAAGUCGAUUUCAACACUUAGGUCCGGAAAACAAAUUGCCAAACCCGAUUACACACCUCAAGUUGAAAAAGACCAAAGCCAAAGUUCCAACACAAAUGACUUGUCAAAAGAUAAUGAUCAAAUUCUUCCUUCCAUUCCAAAAGCUCCUUUUCCACAAAGAUUACUUCCACUCAAAAAAGGCAACCAAUAUAGUGACAUCUUAGAAGUGUUUAAACAAGUAAGUAUCAACAUCCCAUUCUUAGAUGCCAUUAAACAAAUUCCUGCCUACUCCAAAUUCUUGAAAGACCUUUGCACUGUUAAAAGAAACACUAAUGUUCCAAAAAAGGCAUUUUUAACUGAACAAGUUAGCUCCAUAAUUCAAUAUAAAAGCCUUGUGAAAUAUAAAGAUCCUGGUUGUCCAACAAUUUCAUGCAUCAUUGGUGAUCAUUUUAUUAACAAAGCUUUACUUGAUUUAGGAGCUAGUGUGAAUUUAUUGCCUUAUUCUGUUUAUAAGCAACUUGGUCUAGGAGAAUUAAAACCAACUUCUAUAACACUUCAAUUAGCUGAUCGUUCUGUGAAAAUUCCUAGAGGUAUUAUAGAAGAUGUUUUAAUUAAAGUGGAUAAGUUCUAUUUUCCUGUUGAUUUCAUUGUUCUUGAUACUCAACCUGUUGAAAAUGCUCAUGCUCAAAUACCUAUCAUUUUAGGUAGACCAUUUUUAGCUACAUCUAAUGCAAUUAUCAACUGUCGUAAUGGUGUAUUGAAAUUAUCUUUUGGAAACAUGACUGUUGAAUUGAAUGUUUUUAAUGUUGCUAAAUCUGUUGAGUGUGAGGAAAUACAUGAAGUAAACAUGAUUAACACGGAAAAUAUGUUUGAAAUGGACAUGAAUGAAUCUUUUGAAACUUAUGCAAAAAUGUUUGGAAUGUGCUUAAAUGUUGAUGAUUUUAUUCAUGAUGUCAAUUCUUUGCUUGAGUCUACCCCACUAAUGGAUACUGAAAAAUGGAAAGCCAAAAUUGAACCAUGUGUUCCAUUAGAGCAUGUUGAGUCAACUCCUGAACCACCAAAGUUAGAUCUCAAACCUUUGCCCGACACUUUGAAAUAUGCAUUUCUAGGAGAGUCUAACACCUAUCCUGUUAUCAUUGCAUCUGAUUUAGAUGAAAAACAAGAAACAAAAUUGUUAGAUAUCCUUAGAAAACAUAAAAAGGCCAUAGGUUGGACCAUGGGAGACAUUAAGGGAAUUAGCCCUGCUGUGUGCAUGCAUAGAAUUCAUUUAGAAGAAAAUGCUAAGCCCUCCCGAGAAAGUCAAAGAAGAUUAAAUCCAAACAUGAAAGAGGUAGUAAGAGAUGAUGUAAUUAAAAUGUUAGAUGUAGGGAUCAUUUACCCUAUUUCUGACAGUCCAUGGGUUAGUCUAGUUCAAGUUGUUCCAAAAAAGUCUGGGAUCACUGUUGUUAAAAAUGAACAAAAUGAGUUAAUCCCUACUAGAGUCCAAACUGGGUGGAGAGUGUGUAUAGACUAUAGAAAGUUGAAUAGUGUCACUAGGAAAGACCACUUCCCAUUACCCUUCAUUGACCAAAUGCUUGAACGAUUAGCUGGCCAUGCUUACUAUUGCUUUCUUGAUGGGUACUCGGGAUAUAACCAAAUCCCCAUUGCCCCCGAAGAUCAAGAAAAGACUACCUUUACUUGCCCUUUUGGAACCUUUGCAUAUCGUCGCAUGCCUUUUGGUCUUUGUAAUGCUCCUGCAACAUUUCAAAGAUGUAUGAUUGCAAUAUUUUCUGAUAUGGUUGAAAGAAAUCUUGAAGUGUUUAUGGAUGAUUUUUCUGUGUUUGGAAAUUCUUUUGAUGAUUGUUUGCACCAUCUUUCUCUUGUUUUAAUUCGUUGCAAAGAAAUGAAUUUAGUUCUUAAUUGGGAAAAAUGUCAUUUCAUGGUUAAAAAGGGAAUUGUCUUAGGUCAUGUGAUUUCAUCUCAAGGAAUAGAAGUUGAUAAAGCAAAAGUAGAUCUUAUUUCAAAACUUCCUCCACCUAAGACAGUAAAAGAAAUUAGAUCAUUCUUAGGCCAUGCCGGUUUUUAUAGAAGAUUCAUAAAAGACUUUAGCAAAAUUUCACGCCCUUUAUGUCAUUUACUUGGAAAAGAAAAUGCUUUUGUCUUUGAUAAUGAAUGCCAUGCUGCCUUUGAAAAAUUGAAAUCCCUUUUGACUAGUGCACCUAUUAUUCGCCCUCCCGAUUGGAACGUUCCUUUUGAAAUAAUGUGUGAUGCUUCUGAUUAUGCAAUUGGUGCUGUUUUAGGACAAAGAAUUAACAAGUUACCUCAUGUAAUAUACUAUGCUAGCAAAACUUUAAAUGAAGCUCAAUUGAAUUACACUACAACUGAAAAAGAAUUGCUUGCUGUUGUGUUUGCAUUAGAGAAGUUUAGGUCUUAUUUGUUAGGAUCUAAAAUAAUUGUCUAUUCUGAUCAUGCUGCAUUGAAAUAUCUCUUGUCGAAAAAAGAUGCUAAAUCUCGUUUAAUUCGUUGGAUCUUGCUUUUACAAGAAUUUGAUUUAGAGAUACGUGAUAAAAAAGGUUCUGAAAAUGUUGUAGCUGAUCAUUUGUCUAGAAUUGUUGUUGAACUUAAUCAUGAUUCCACCACUAUCAUUGAAACUUUUCCUGAUGAACAACUCAUGCAUGUAUCUUCUUUUCCUUGGUAUGCUGAUAUUGUCAAUUAUUUGGUCACUGGUGAAAUUCCUUCUCAUUGGUCUAAACAAGAUAAAUCUAAAUUUUAUGCUGAAGUGAAAAAUUUCAUGUGGGAUGAUCCUUAUUUGUUUAAAUAUUGCCCCGAUCAAAUAAUAAGAAGAUGCAUUCCAAAUUGUGAUCAAUCUAAAAUCAUAUCUUUUUGUCAUGAUCAUGCAUGUGGUGGACAUUUUAGUGGUAAGAAAACUGCUUUGAAAAUUUUACAAUGUGGAUUUUAUUGGCCUACUAUUUUUCAUGACACUUAUAUGCAUUGUAAAUCUUGUGAGCGUUGCCAAAAAUUAGGAAGUGUAACUAGGAGAAACAUGAUGCCUUUGAAUCCUAUUCUUAUUGUUGAAAUAUUUGAUGUUUGGGGCAUUGAUUUUAUGGGUCCAUUUCCUAAUUCUUUUGGUAAUUUAUACAUUCUUGUUGGUGUUGAUUAUGUGUCUAAAUGGGUAGAAGCUAUUGCAUGUCACACUAAUGACCAUAAAGUUGUGCUUAAGUUUUUGAAAGAAAAUAUUUUCUCACGAUUUGGUUCACCACGGGCGAUCAUUAGUGAUAAUGGUACACACUUUUGUAAUAGGCCUUUUGAACAUUUAAUGAAACAAUAUGGCAUUACACAUAAAGUCACUACACCUUAUCACCCACAAACUAGUGGCCAAGUUGAGAUAUCAAAUAGGGAGAUUAAGCACAUCCUAGAGAAAACUGUCAACCCCACUAGGAAAGAUUGGUCCCUAAGACUCAUUGAUGCAUUAUGUGUUGGGUUUUAUGCCCUAAAUAAAACUCAUUUCAAUAUAAUCAGAUUUGUUUAUUAAUAUAGAUCAGAAAUAACAUUUAAUGUUGCAUGGUUCACAUGAUUUAUUUCAUGAUUAUAUGUACAU